UCAACGGGUACUUCGGCUGUAAUCUCGUUACACAACGAGACUUUCUAAAGUGCCAUCUUCCAUUUUGUUCAAAAGGUCUAACAAAGGGUCUCGCUGGAGCACCUGUCCAAAUCCACCAUGAGUGCACUGCCCCCCUCGGGCACCGCUCCCCCUCCCCCCGGCAAGAGAAAGGAGAUCUACAAGUACGAGGCUCCUUGGAUUCUGUACAGUAUGAACUGGAGCGUGCGGCCAGACAAGAGGUUUAGGCUAGCUGUGGGCAGCUUUGUAGAGGAGUAUAACAACAAGGUCCAGAUUGCCUCUCUUGAUGAAGAAACUUCCGAGUUUGUUGCCAGGAGUACUUUUGACCAUCCUUACCCUACAACAAAAAUCAUGUGGAUUCCUGACACAAAAGGGGUGUAUCCAGACCUGCUGGCUACCAGUGGCGACUACUUACGAGUUUGGAGAGUUGGUGAUUCAGAAACACGGCUUGAAUGUCUCUUAAAUAAUAACAAAAACAGUGAUUUCUGUGCACCUCUCACCUCAUUUGAUUGGAAUGAAGUGGACCCCAAUCUCCUCGGCACAUCAAGUAUUGACACCACAUGCACAAUAUGGGGGCUGGAGACUGGUCAGGUAUUAGGCAGGGUCAAUCUGGUGACAGGACAUGUGAAGACCCAGCUGAUUGCGCAUGACAAGGAGGUGUAUGACAUUGCAUUUAGCAGGGCAGGGGGAGGCAGGGACAUGUUUGCCAGUGUUGGUGCUGAUGGCUCAGUGCGAAUGUUUGACCUCCGUCACCUGGAGCAUUCCACUAUUAUCUAUGAGGAUCCUCAGCACCACCCUCUCCUCAGGCUGGCCUGGAACAAACAGGACCCUAACUACUUAGCUACAAUGGCCAUGGAUGCCAUGGAGGUGAUCAUUCUUGAUGUCCGAGUCCCAUGCACCCCAGUGGCCAGACUGAACAAUCACCGAGCCUGUGUCAACGGCAUUGCCUGGGCACCUCAUUCAAGUUGUCAUAUAUGCACUGCAGCUGAUGACCAUCAAGCUCUAAUCUGGGAUAUCCAGCAGAUGCCGAGAGCCAUAGAAGAUCCCAUCCUAGCGUACACCUCCUCAGGGGAAAUCAACCAGAUUCAGUGGUCAUCUACACAGCCAGACUGGAUAGCCAUCUGCUACAACAACUGCCUGGAGAUACUGAGGGUCUAGAAGACAGGGGCACCAUUUUUUUAUUUAAUUCAGGAAAAAAACACUGGUGAAAUUAAUGAGCUGUUUUAUGAUGCUGCAGGACUUUAAUUUGUUAUGUACAGUAGCAGGGUCUCCCAGAGGAAGAUUGGUCUUUUUUGUGGAUGUAAUUUCUUUAAUCUCAAAAACAUUUUUUUUUUUUGGAUAACAUCUCAAGUCAUGGGAAUUGUGUGGUUAGAAAAAGAAGUAAAAUGGAAAAGAGCCCAGACAGCAUUUUCUUCAAAGUUUAGAGACAUAUUAUUACUAUUAUCAUAGUUAAAUAUGCCUGGCUUUGUUGAAUUUGACAUAGGUCCUCUGAAAGGUAGCUUUAAAUUGCUUAAAUUUCAAUAACAAUGCAAUUAAUGCAGUGAUUAUUUUCCCUGCUGACAGUUUUUCUGUGGAUGCCAGUUCAGAAAAUGUACUCCCAAUUGUUACACUUGUCUUCCUACAACACACCUUACUAAAAGACACGAUGAAAUCUACAGCACAGUGGGAUACUUGAUUGAUUUCAUUGACAAGAUAAUGGCACUAAUAUGCCACAUGUGGUAUACCAGAUCACCAUUUUUACUGGGUUUACUCAAGUGGGUCCACACUGAGCAGCUGUCCUAGCUGUGUACAUAGCCCCCGGCUCCACCAGUUGUAUCUAUAUGUAUAUUUCUGCUGUACAUAGAACGAGGUUGUUUCAUGUACUUGAAAACUAGUCAGUUCCUGAUCUGUAGGCGUAAAUAAGAGUCUCUUUUAAUCUGUUUAGUGUGCAAAAAUGUUUGAUCGCUUCACAGGUAAAAUAGUGAUCUUAAUAAUCUCUGGCAAUGGUUUGUAAAUAAAGCAUUGUGUCUCUUGCAGCUGGACAUUUUGCAGAACUUUAGACAGAACAGUGAAUGUGAAUAUAAGUUGCAGUUGUUUUGUGCUGUGUAAGCGAAUUACAGGAAAGAAGAUUAUCUUCACUCAUGCAUUUUCAUAUUUCGUCCAGUGCGCAGUGUAUCAAACCCCCAGUUAUGUAUGCAAUAUUAGGUGAAGUCUAAAAAGUUGAGAGUGAUAUCUUAAUGAACUCCAGGUUCAUGAUCGUAACUUUAAAAGACUUGUAGCGUUUUAGUCACAGUGUGAGUAAAGGGUAAAUGACUUUAUCAGUUUUAUAGUCUUGGUUACAUUAGGUAAUCAGUUAUGUGCUUCGUGAGUACGAACCCCGUCAUUAAAGUAGAUUUUUGAUUUUGUCGCCGUUUUUUGUCGUAAUGUCAGUAGUUGUAUGUUGUCACCAGUCACGUUCAUUCAUUACACAAAGAAAAACGUAAUACCGUCAUUGUAUGUGUGCUGAGAAGCUGUAUGAUCAUCUUUAUGAAUAAACUUGUAGAUAUCUAG
Lingula anatina is the source of this 2547-nucleotide messenger RNA. RefSeq names its product DDB1- and CUL4-associated factor 7. Gene Ontology annotation, molecular function: protein binding. The record is from RefSeq and is a predicted model, not a curated record. Lineage: Eukaryota; Metazoa; Brachiopoda; Lingulata; Lingulida; Lingulidae.